GUAGAGAUACCUCCAGCAUGUUUCAACAACACCUUGGCUGCAUUCCUAAGAAACAAGCUGGAACAGGGACUGUUGUGUUUUUCCUCUAAUGUAUUUUCCCUUCCUUAUGGCCUUGUGUUGUUUAACACAAUGUAUCUUAAUCAGAGUCACCUUCCCAGCCAGGGACCUUUGGUCCAACACUGUCAUUCUACUGUGUUAUGAGAGCAGUGUCAACGAUAAGUUGUUUACGUCAGUGGCUGUAACCUCGGUGAGUUCUGCUACUUUAAACAGGUCAAUGAGGCUAUAAAAAUGUCUGUUGCACUACUUAACCUGCACUACAUGGCGUGUACUUGAAGGUGUGAAACUUGAUUUAGAAAAUAGAACUGCCAUGGUCAUUUAUUAUCCUACGAUUGAGAUUCCCAUGUUGUGCGCUGGCAUCGUUCUAUGGUUUUUUUGUUGCCAUUUUGCAAAGAAGCGCAGAGAAGCAGAAGGCUGGCCCCAGAGGCCCACUAACACUUCAUCCGUGUACAUCAUCCCCAUAUAUGAGGAGGAUCGGGUGGAACAAGAAGACGAGGAACUGAUGGACAUAUAUGAUGCAUAUUUUCAACCUCCUUACAGAGCCCCUCCUGUGUACUGCUCAGGAAAUGUCAGUCCACCUCCUCCGUACAAGCUUGAACCACCAUCCUAUCCAGAACCCCCACCAUCAUACACAGACCCCCCAACUUACUCAGAGCGACCCUGAUCCUGCUCCUCUUCAAACACCCUCUAGCCUGAACAUACUGUACUUUUUCUCAUAGGGCAGGUAUCUGGAAUCAAAUAAGUGUCAAUAAGAUUUUGACAUUGUGAAAUGAUGUUCAGAAAUGAUUUCAAAACAUGUGGUUGUAAAUUAGCUUUUGUAAUACCUGUCUGCUUGUGAAAUUAAAGAUUGUGCAGUGUGUAGGAAAAGUGUAGGAAAUUAUUUGGUGAAUGAUGAUUUUCAGUAGCCUAGAAAUCUAGAUGCACCCUAGCGGCAGAAAAUCUAAUGUGAUGUGGGUCUGGAUUGUCAGGCUAGAUUUUCAGCCCUGUUUUUACAGCUGAAAUCAGAGCCAAUAUUAAUAAUUCUGUAAUGUACUUUCUGCUUUGAAUCUGUACCCACAAGUUGAAAACCUUUGUGUAACCUCACACUGUGUAACCUCACAGUUGAUAUUUCUCAAAAGGUUUUUAAUUUCUUUAGUUUUGUGACUGUGACCAUUUUUUUCUGAACAUUAUUUCCCAAGCUCUAAAUCUUUUUGUCCCUUAUUUGAGCCCAUACAGGUUACAAUAACUUUAGUGCAUGUAUGUGGUUAUGUGUUUCAAUUGGGACAACUGUGUAUAGGAUUGAUCUACCUGUAAACAAUCCACUGUGUGGAAAGGAAUAUCUCUACUUGACGAUACAACUAGUGAAGUUUAAAAGAGCACCCAGUUAAAUGUUAAAUGUUUUGACAAAAAAAAGGUAACAUAUUUUAGUAAGGGCACUUAUUGUUUACAUGUUUUAAUAAUACUGUGGUUAGUUUUUAACAGGUGUAAUUUACAAAACAAAGUCAUUUAUACUCACAACUAAAAUAAAUUUGGAAAAAUGUAAUCAAGCUUAAAAUUUGCCCAAAAAAGUGUCGUGGUUUUUUUUCAAAAAGCAAAGUAGAAAGAUGGGUUACAGACGUUAUUAUUUAGGGGAGAUGUAAAAU
Molecule: messenger RNA, 1679 nt
Organism: Perca flavescens (yellow perch)
Lineage: Eukaryota; Metazoa; Chordata; Actinopteri; Perciformes; Percidae
Product: proline-rich protein 3-like
Exons: 4
Coding region: 368-721 (117 amino acids)
Source: RefSeq, a predicted model, not a curated record